This is a messenger RNA of Talaromyces amestolkiae, 855 nucleotides long. RefSeq lists its product as uncharacterized. Bases 1 to 855 code for a protein of 284 amino acids. NCBI's taxonomy places the organism in Eukaryota, Fungi, Ascomycota, Eurotiomycetes, Eurotiales, Trichocomaceae. The record is from RefSeq and is a predicted model, not a curated record. Gene Ontology annotation, biological process: monoatomic anion transmembrane transport. The transcript has 6 exons. Gene Ontology annotation, cellular component: mitochondrial outer membrane. Gene Ontology annotation, molecular function: voltage-gated monoatomic anion channel activity.
AUGGCUGCUCCUGCUGCUUUCUCCGACAUCGCCAAGGCGGCUAACGAUCUCCUCAACAAGGAUUUCUACCACACCAGCCCUGCCAGCAUUGAGGUUAAGUCCAAUGCCCCCAAUGGCGUCACCUUCACCGUGAAGGGAAAGUCCACCCACGACGGUCCCAUCGGUGGCUCUCUUGAAGCCAAAUACGUUGACAAGCCCAUCGGCCUCACCCUCACCCAGGCCUGGACCACUGCCAACGCUCUCGACACCAAGCUCGAGCUCGACAACAACAUCACCAAGGGCCUCAAGGCUGAGAUCCUCACCCAGUACUUGCCCACCUCUCAGUCCAAGGGUGCCAAGCUCAACCUCUACUUCAAGCAGCCCAACCUUAACGCCCGUGCUUUCUUCGAUCUCUUGAAGGGCCCUACUGCCAACCUCGAUGUUGUCCUUGGCCACGAGGGUUUCCUCGUCGGUGCUGAGGGUGGUUACGAUGUCCAGAAGGCUGCCAUCACCAAGUACUCCGCUGCCGUUGGUUACAGCCUUCCCCAGUACUCUGCUGCCAUUACUGCCAGCAACAACCUCUCCGUCUUCUCUGCCAGCUACUACCACCGCGUGAACGCUCAGGUUGAGGCUGGUGCCAAGGCUACCUGGGACUCCAAGGCCGGCAACAAUGUCGGUUUGGAAGUUGCCAGCAAGUACCGUCUUGACCCCUCUUCCUUCGCUAAGGCUAAGAUCAACGACCGCGGUAUUGCCGCUCUCGCUUACAACGUCCUCCUCCGCCCUGGUGUCACCCUCGGCUUGGGCGCUUCCUUCGACACCCAGAACCUCAACCAGGCUGCCCACAAGGUCGGUGCCAGCUUCACCUUCGAGGGUUAA